Messenger RNA from Drosophila takahashii, 1244 nucleotides. RefSeq names its product Protein phosphatase N at 58A (gene PpN58A). Gene Ontology annotation, molecular function: protein serine/threonine phosphatase activity. NCBI's taxonomy places the organism in Eukaryota, Metazoa, Arthropoda, Insecta, Diptera, Drosophilidae. Gene Ontology annotation, cellular component: nucleus; cytoplasm. The record is from RefSeq and is a predicted model, not a curated record.
AGUAGCCUUUGUCAUACACUUCAAAACACUGAAGACAAAUAAACUUGGGAAAAUAUUCCUCUUUUCAAAAAAAAAAAUAAAAAACCAUAAAUAAUUCGCUGAAAACAAAAAAAAUCCUUUUUUCCAUACACUCUACGCUGAAUCGAAAUUCCAAAUUGCUAAAGAGAACUCCUCGUUGAAUCCAAAUAAUGAAGAAGUUAAUUGGCAGGGCGACAGCCAGUAAAACCCGGGCCAAGUUCGAUGAGGGUAUGAAUCUGGACCAGAUCAUCGCAAAACUGAAGCUGGUGGGGGAUCUGGGAUCCAUGGUUCAAAUCUCCGCCCGGGAUAUCGAAUGGGUGUGUGUGCGGGCGAGAGAAGUGAUGCUGAAUCAGCCAACUUUGCUGGAACUCACGGCUCCCAUCAAUUUACUGGGCGAUAUCCAUGGACAGUACCUCAAUUUGCUGAGGUACUUUGAAUCGAAUGGUUAUCCACCGGAUUCAAAAUAUCUUUUUCUGGGAGAUUACGUUGACCGAGGCAAGCAGUCCAUCGAAACUUUGACCCUUUUGUUGGCCCUCAAGUCGCGCUAUCCAACAAAGUUCUUUUUACUGCGGGGAAACCACGAGUGUGCCAGCCUGAAUCAGUUCUAUGGAUUCUACGACGAGUGCAAGAGGCGAUAUACGGUUAAACUAUGGCGCACAUUUGUCGAUUGCUACAAUUGUAUGCCCCUGGCCGCGAUCAUCGAGGAUAAUAUCUUCUGUUGCCACGGCGGUCUGAGUCCCAGUCUGUUUAGCAUGCAGCAGAUAAGGCAAAUCAAGAGACCCGUUGAAAUUCCGGAAUCGGGACUGGUGUGCGAUAUCCUGUGGUCCGAUCCGGAUAUAAGGAUAAUGGGCUGGGGUCCCAACGAACGGGGUGUGAGUCACACCUUCGGUUCGGAUGUGGUCAGUGCCUUUCUGCACCGCUUCAACCUGAACCUCAUUUGCCGGGGUCAUCAGGUCGUCGAGGACGGCUAUGAGUUCUUCGCCAAGCGCCAGCUGAUUACAAUUUUUUCCGCCCCAAACUAUUGCGGGGAGUUUGAUAAUGCCGGGGCAAUGUUGUGCAUCGAUGAGGAUCUGCUCUGCACCUUUCGGGUUCAGAGGCCAAUCGGUGCAGAGCAUAAGAAAUGAUAUGGGAGUUCAUGAUAUUUGUUCAGGUGUUUAGGGUUUAUAAGGUCUCGUUAAUUCUAACAUUGUUAACUUGUGAGUUUUUAUUAAAUAAUGUAUUAUAAC